Molecule: messenger RNA, 1237 nt
Organism: Pseudogymnoascus verrucosus
Lineage: Eukaryota; Fungi; Ascomycota; Leotiomycetes; Thelebolales; Thelebolaceae
Exons: 2
Coding region: 75-1133 (352 amino acids)
Source: RefSeq, a predicted model, not a curated record
AUUUCAAAGACAUUGAAUUGAACUGGGAGAAUCAAGAGACAAGAAAACGAGCGACUAAACAGCAAUUCGAUAAAAUGGCAACACCUUCAAAAGAGUUCACAGCGGGGCUGGAGAGCAGUAAAGCCGAGUAUGUGAAUCUGGGGAAGAGCGGGCUCAGAGUCUCCGUCCCGAUUCUGGGGGCUAUGAGUUUUGGAAGCCGUGAGACGCUGCCGUGGGUUAUUGAGGAGGAUGAGGCCCUCCCCCUCCUCAAAGCAGCUUACGAUCGGGGUCUGAACACAUGGGACACCGCGAACGUAUACUCCAACGGCGUCUCAGAGGAGAUAAUCGGGAAAGCAAUCAAGAAAUACUCCAUCCCGCGCUCCAAGCUCGUGAUCCUCACCAAGCUCAACGGCGCGGUCAUGGAGUCCCUCAGCGACCGCGGCGCGCUGCUCGAUAGCAAGCUGUUGAAGGCUAACAAGGAUUACGUUAACAACCACGGUCUUUCGCGGUCUGCGAUCUUCAAGGCGCUGGAUGAGAGUUUGAGGAGACUGGAUACGCCGUAUGUGGAUUUACUCCAGAUUCAUCGUUUUGAUGCUAGCGUGCCAAUCGAAGAAACAAUGGAAGCCCUCCACGACCUCGUCAAGUCCGGUAAAGUCCGCUACAUCGGCGCCAGCAGCAUGUGGGCCACUCAAUUCGCACGCAUGCAGUUCGUAGCCGAGCAAAAAGGGUGGACGAAGUUCGUGAGCAUGCAGAAUCACUAUAACCUCCUCUACCGCGAGGAAGAACGUGAGAUGAUCCGGUUCUGCAAUGAGACGGGCGUGGGCUUGAUUCCCUGGGCGCCGCUGGCGGGGGGCGCGCUGGCGAGGAAGCCGGAGGAGCAAGGGGGGACGGAGAGGAGUAAGGGGAAUGAACUUGGGGAGGUGGAUAGGAAGAUUGUGGAGAGGGUGGCGGAGGUGGCGGGGAAGAGGGGGUGGACUUGUAGUGAGGUUGCGUUGGCGUGGGUGGGGAAGAGGGUGACGAGUCCGAUUGUGGGGUUUAGUAGUGUCAAGAGGAUUGAUGAGGCGUUGGGGGGGAGGGGGAAGGUGUUGACGGAGGAGGAGGAGGCGUAUUUGGAGGAGUUGUAUCAGCCGAGGAGGAUUGUUGGGCAUUCGUAGGUGUUGGGGGGAAGGGUGUGAGAAGAGAGGAUAGAAAUAAAAGCUGUGUUCUUUUAGUAUGUCAUGCAGGAUGUCUUCAUUCUUGAGUCCGCUGUUAUGAGGGA